Messenger RNA from Drosophila ananassae, 666 nucleotides. RefSeq lists its product as uncharacterized. The record is from RefSeq and is a predicted model, not a curated record. NCBI's taxonomy places the organism in Eukaryota, Metazoa, Arthropoda, Insecta, Diptera, Drosophilidae. The coding region runs from base 1 to 180 and encodes 59 amino acids. The transcript has a single exon.
AUGGAGAAAUCUGAAAUACGACUGCAGCGCAUGUCAAAUGAAUAUCAGUCGCAAUCGAGCUAUAUGUAUUUGCGUACCAAGAUGCUGUUAAAAAUUGAAAAUACCCUACUUCGAAGCCAUCGUCAGCGUGAGACCACUGGAAUCAAGAAACUAUACAAUUCGUUUUUUGUAUUGUUUUAAUUUGCCCCCCCUUGGCCCUGUACCCCCGUACUUUUCCCCAAAAAAAGGCGCCCCAAUUUAAGAACACAAAACACGCACAACGCAACAAUUCCAAUUCCAAAAUCACAAAAAUUAAUUGUGAGCCAACUUAGAAAAAACAAAAAAAAGUGUAAAGCAAGUUAUUAAUGUUAAAAUAUAUAUAUGAAUAAACUAGAGAUAUUUUUUGGUUGUUAGUAGAACUCCCGACAAGUGCAUCGUAUAUAUAUAUAUUCUUGAUCCGAGUACUGAACUUCUAACAAGUGUGUGUGUCAUAGGCAUUUUGGAUAAAAAAUAAAAAGCAAAAUGCCAAUCCAUAACUAAGUAUCCAUUCGAUUAAUAAACGGUUUCUACUUCGAAUAUUACUUUUACAAUCAAUUACUUUGGUUGCGUGAACUUGAUCAAAAUUGCUGUCGAAAGUCGGGUCAGUCGUUAAAUAUAUAGUGGUAUUAUCAUAAAAAUCAAAAAUAA